Messenger RNA from Rotaria sp. Silwood2, 207 nucleotides. The record is from the annotation of a GenBank genome assembly. Lineage: Eukaryota; Metazoa; Rotifera; Eurotatoria; Philodinida; Philodinidae.
AUGUCAUCGAAUAAUUCAUUAUCAUCAUCAACAACAAAUUCAAAUAUAAAUAGUACAUAUGAAUCAUCAUUAGAUCAAUUACGUUCAUUAUUACCUAAUUCAAAUGCAAAAGGAAUGUCAGAUUAUGAUGUUGUUCGAUCAGCGACUGAUUAUAUACAAACACUAAUGAAAGAUAGUGGUACAGCAAGUUCAAAUGAUAAAAAUUAA